GAUAAGAGAUUAGAGGAGAUGACUGAAAGGGAUUGGCGUAUCUUCGGGGAAGAUUUCAAUAUCUCUUACAAGGGUUCGAGGGUUCCUCGUCCUAUGGGGAGCUGGGAAGAGAGCAAGCUUACUUCUGAGCUUCUGAAAGCUGUGGAGAGAGCUGGAUACAAGAAACCUUCUCCUAUUCAAAUGGCAGCUAUACCACUUGGACUGCAACAGCGUGAUGUUAUCGGCAUUGCAGAGACUGGUUCUGGUAAGACUGCUGCUUUUGUUUUGCCUAUGUUAGCUUACAUAUCUAGAUUGCCACCCAUGACUGAAGAGAAUGAGACUAAGGGACCUUAUGCUUUGGUUAUGGCCCCUACUAGGGAGCUUGCUCAGCAAAUUGAGGAGGAAACUGUUAAGUUAGCCCAUUAUUUAGGGUUUAGGGUGACUAAAAUUGUGGGUGGUCAGUCGAUUGAGGAACAGGGGUUGAAGCUAGCACAAGGGUGUGAGAUUGUGAUUGCCACUCCGGGUCGUUUGAUUGAUUGCCUUGAGAGGCGGUAUGUUGUGUUGAACCAGUGCAACUAUGUGGUUCUUGAUGAGGCUGAUCGGAUAAUAGACAUGGGUUUCGAGCUGCAAGUUUCAGAAGAGCUUGAUGAAAAGAAAAUUUACAGAACCACAUGUAUGUUCAGUAGUGCUACAAUGCCUCCUGGGGUAGAACGGCUUGCUAGGAAGUACUUGAGGAACCCUGUUGUCGUCACCAUUGGUACUGCAGAUUUGAUUUCGCAACACGUGAUUAUGAUGAAAGAAUCCGAAAAAUUCUUCAGGUUGCAGACACUGCUCGAUGAACUGGAUGAUGAUAAGACUGCCAUUGUGUUUGUUAACACCAAGAAAAAAGCAGACAUUAUUGCUAAGAAUCUGGACAUGGCUGGGUACUUUGUAACGACCUUACAUGGUGGGAAAUCACAAGAGCAGAGAGAAAUCAGCUUAGAAGGUUUCAGAGCAAAGAUAUACAAUGUUCUUGUUGCAACAGAUGUUGUUACACGUGGAAUUGAUAUUCCCGAUGUGGCUCACGUCAUAAACUACGAUAUGCCUAAACAUAUUGAGAUGUAUACACAUCGUAUCGGACGUACAGGGCGUGCUGGGAAGAGAGGUGUUGCGACUUCGUUCUUGACUCUUCAUGAUACCGAGGUCUUCUAUGAUCUGAAGCAGAUGCUUGUUCAGAGAAACAGUUCGGUGCCUCCUGAGCUGGCGAGGCAUGAAGCAUCCAGAUUCAAACCUGGUACAGUUCCUGAUAUACAGACCCCCAAGACAUAGUGACGUUUACGCUUU
Camelina sativa (false flax) is the source of this 1302-nucleotide messenger RNA. The record is from RefSeq and is a predicted model, not a curated record. Lineage: Eukaryota; Viridiplantae; Streptophyta; Magnoliopsida; Brassicales; Brassicaceae.